Orbicella faveolata is the source of this 1452-nucleotide messenger RNA. RefSeq lists its product as uncharacterized. The record is from RefSeq and is a predicted model, not a curated record. Lineage: Eukaryota; Metazoa; Cnidaria; Anthozoa; Scleractinia; Merulinidae.
UAUAUAGUGUUGCAUGUUAAAACAACUUUCAGUGAUCACUUGAACUACCUUCUUUAGAGUUAUUUUACUUGUCGUAUAAGCACACUAAAUCUCCACUUGAAUCGUAUUUCAAUCUGGGUAUAGUUCUAAAUUCAAAUAUCUCUCCGUUACUGGCGGCCUGAUGACAAGGCAAAAUAAUAGCGAGGGUGAUGACUGAUGAAGGGCGGAUAGCACGAGAAAACUUACUUUUGACCUGGGAAGAACUGCUUAUUGUAUUCUCCUGGUUGAAAUUUGUUAAAGAGUAUUAUUUAUACCGGACGCAACUUAUCAUCGUGCAAGUAUCAACAACAACAUUCAGGCCCGGGUUGUUCGAAAGGUAAAUAACGCUCAGUAUCCACGGAUAAAUCACUAUCCAGUGGAUAGUGUGGUUUGUUAACACUUAUCCUUUGGUAGCCGGUGGAUAGCGUUAUCCAGCUUUCGAACAACCGGAGCCAGAGCGUCAUUUUUUGGCUUUAUAGCCUCUCCUAAAUCAACUGAUUUUGAACUAUUUUACUUGGUCGUUUAUCCUUACAUGAUGUGUAUGAUCAUUUUAAUGUUUUCCUUGUUAUACGUGUGUAGUAUACAUUAUCACGUGACGUUCCUGCACCAAUGGAGAGACUCGUUCGGCGAGUUGCUUUGUUCAGCCUGGUCCUCACCUCUGGCGUCUUCUUUCGUGUAGGAAACGCUGAACUUGAAGGGAAGGCCAAACGUUUUCAGCUUCCCUUUUCAGCCUCAAACCAAGUGACUCAGUCCCAGUGGGCUGGUUCACUACCUCAAGAUGCACUAUCGUCACGGCCUUCAUUGCCAUUUUACGGAAAUCAAAUACCUCAGUCCCCCGAAGCAAGCAUGUUUGGUCAGCAGAUCCCGCUCACUUCUCCACCAACAGUUCCUAUUGCUACAAACGAGAUGUUUGAUGAUCCCACAAACCGGGAUCAACUCAGCUCUACAAGUUUGUCAUUUCUACAAGGGCAGUUUCAAUCCCGGAAUUCACGACCCGCUGGAGAAAAGGUAGAAUACUUUGAGCCCAACGACAGCCAGGAAACAUCGCCUUACUUAGAUUCUAAGCAGUUCGCGGACAACGGCCCGACAAGGGAGGACUUGAAAACUAUCCAGCCUCUCCUCGACAAUGAAAAUGACAUCACGAAUGCCAUAAUCAAAGAUGCUUGGUCACAAGGUAUGUUAAGCCCCAGUCCGGACAAGCGACAGUUGUACUUAGGGGAGCCGCAUGCCUCAAUACUCCCAGAAUACAACAGCGAUUUUCCAGCGCCUGUUGUUUUACCAUCCGGGGUAGUGCCUGACGCGGGAGUGGUCCCCGCAGCGGGGGCCAUUGCACCCGCUCCUCUCAUAGCUCCUGCGCCUGUGAUAUUACCAGCUGAUGCCAUCAAGGAGAAGAACAAAGCGUACCCAGAUGCUGAAGGUUGUCACUUUGUUUAA